GAGAGAGAGAGAGAGCUGCGAUGUCAGCAUAUAGACCCCAGGGAGAGAGACACUGAAAAUAGAGAGAGAUGCGUGGCAGCGUUGAGAGGAGCAAAGACUCUACUUAGGAAUAAAGAUAGCCAGCUACAGCCAGUGCUGCACUGUUGUUCCAGUAUGGAGGGGGGACACACUGGAUCUCUGAGCAGCAGCGUGGGAUUGUUUCCAAUUCUAAUAUCUGGUCCGACUACAACCUGCCGUCUCAGCUCAACUGGUCCGGGGACAGAAUUCAACUGGUCUGGGAUGGAUUUGUUUCCGCAAUCGAGAGACAAGCUCAAACUUUAAACUAAUAUCGCAUGGCAGCAUCAACGGCGACUUCAGAGAAAUUUGUGUCUAUUCUGACAUGGGAGCAAUUCUGUGUCGAAAGCUAUGAAGAAAACUAGUUGAAAUUAAAGACAGUUGACAGUUAAUGCUUCAACUGUAGUUUCCAUGGGACCAAUGCUCUUUCUAAAGCCUUUUUCCACAUUCAAAAUUCAAGGAUGACAUCAAAGCUGAAGAACUCAUCUAGAUCUGUGACCGGGACUAAAUGAAAGGUGAGAAAAGACAAGAAGAAGAUUUGUGGAAAAUCUGUUUUGAUCACAAACAAAUUUUCUUAAAUUUCAAAGAAAAGGACUAAGUCAAACCAAGAUUUGUAAAAAAAAAAAAAGAAAAAAAAAGAGGACUAGCUUGCAACAAUGUGGUAGAACACUGGACAAACAAAUGACUGUUGAAGUCCAAUCCAGUCAGAAAUUGGAUGGUUUUCUUGGCUUUAGAUGGAAUCAUCAUUGCUUGGCCGACUGUCUUUGAGACUAGGAAACGCGAUCCCUUGGUUUGCCCAGAGGAAGAAGUAAAGCAACGAUAAAGCUCUUGCUAAAUCCAACUCAAGGAUUACAAAUUCACUGAAGACUUGAUGUCCUACAUAAACAUUGCUGAUUAUGACACUGUGUCGAAGUGCUUUCCAUUGACCUGCCCUCCAUUGACUUACCCCACUGGCUAUAUGAUGCCUCAAGCAGGCACUGUGCAAAGGUGACCGGAUAUCUCAGUGUUGGCAUCUGAAGCCUUGUGACCCCUGGUGUGUGCUGGUGCGAGUUCCUUGCACGAACGGUAUAUAUGAAUAUGAAUGUGGAAGGGCUAUGCUGAGGUUGUCGGGCGUCGCACCAGCUCCAUCAGGCCACGAGUGGCGAUUUCAAUGUUCUGUCGGAGUGGACUGUAGUGACGUUGAACCUCGCUGUAUCUGGUUGGCAGUGCUAAGGGGUGUUUCCCCUCAAGCCUCACCAAGGCGGAUACCCAUCGCAUUGCCAAGAAGACGGGGCUUCCGGAGGGCCAUACAGCGCCAUCGAUUGUCCUGGGCUAAAGGGCGGAGAGAUGGUAUGGUGUCUUCCAAUGAGAACAGGCGCCGGCCGCUGUCAUCGGGUGAGGUGGAGGGCGUGUCGUGGCAGGGCCCACGGACCAUUUUCCUGCAGAAGAACUCACAGGGAUUCGGCUUCACUCUGCGCCACUUCAUCGUCUACCCACCAGAGUCGUCCCUCCACAGCCUCAAGGAUGAAGAGAAUGGAAAUGCCUCUGGAUCAGCAGGCCGCCGGUGGUCUCGUUUGGAGCCAAUGGACACCAUCUUUGUGAAGAGUGUCAAAGAAAAUGGCCCUGCCCAACAAGCUGGACUGUGUACAGGGGACAGGCUGGUGAAGGUAAAUGGGGAAAGCAUUCUUGGGAAAACCUACUCUCAGGUGAUCGCACUCAUCCAGAACAGUGAAAACAUUCUGGAGCUCUGUAUUAUGCCAAAAGAUGAGGAUGUGUUGCAGUUGGUAAGUGCGUACUCCCAGGAUGCCUACCUGAGAGGCAAUGAGCCGUAUUCAGGUGAAGCCCAGAACCUCCCUGAACCACCGCCUCCCUCUUACCCAUCCACUAAACCCGGCUCCACGGUCCCCGAGUCCAGCCACACUCUCCUGGACAACUGGCAGUGCCGAUCUGGCCCUACCACCUCGCCACUGGAUAACCAACCCCAGGCUGCCUCUACGCCCACCUCCGGCUGGCCCGGGGGGCCUGAGGAUUCAAGUGGCCACUUUGCCCCGUCGGGGCGGCACCGUGGCUGCUCUUCAACCAUCAGUGCGCUGGACUUUCACUUUGCUAACCACAAUGCUGCCAUUGCCUCCGCAACACUGCCUACGCCAAGGAAGAGCAGCCUACCAGCCCGUGCCCGCACUGACGCCCUCUGCCACCAGGCUCUGUCUGAGUGGUACUACAGCCAGGCCGAGGCCGCAGAGCGCAUGUCCCCCCGCCACCGCAGUAUUUCUCAGGAUCGUUUAGUGGAGCUGGGGCUGGGGUUGGCACUUGGCCCUGGACCUUCCUCUGUCCCCAAAAUAUCUGCAGAGCAACGCAGAAGAGAAACCCUCCUGCAACACCACCAGGCAGCUGCUGCUUCCCAUGAUUCCUUUUGGCUAGGUAGCUGGGGGGAUGUAUCAGGACCAGGAAGCAGGUCGUGCUCAGAGGGCCUUUUGGCAGCCUACGCUGAAUACGAGCAUAACUAUGGGCGUUCUGUUGAAACGCUGGCACAAGCCACUGCACUGGUCUUACCACACAAUGAACACACUUCACAAAGCCCCCAGAUGACAAAACUCAGCGAGCAGAUAGACCUUCAAAAUUCAGAAGGGCAUCAGCAUCAAACUACAGUGGCAGCCCCCACUACAACCCCCUCAGCAGUGCCUCCUAGUGGUAGGCAGUCAGGUCAGCAGGUAGCCGAACCCCAAACAAGGCGAGUAAAAGAGGAAGAGCCUGUGGGCUACAGAAGUUACAGUCCUUCUUUCUCCCACAAAACUGGCCAUCCCCUCCAGCAGGCCCACUCCGUUAAAGAGCCCAGCUACAGUGGCCCCCACCUCAACUUGAGCCCCAGCAGCAGGAGCAUCCCUGCAGACAGCAAGGGGCAGAUGGUACCCAGGCCCAAGUCCACACCUGCCCUGUCUGCAUCAGAGGAGGAGAGAGCCAGGCUUGGGGUGGACAGGGAGGUCAUCUCUCCCAUCUCCCUGAAUCAAGAGGUGGUCCUUCGGCAGAAGAAGCCUCCUUUAGGCCGGCGGACCCCUGUUCCGCCUCUUCGACAUCCCCACUACACAACACGUGUGGAGUCACCAGAGCCCCCUGGAUCAACACCUUCACCAGGGACCCCCUCUCCUGAGUCCGGGGGACCUGCCCCUAGCCGUAGGACCAAUGGAAGCCUGGCACGGCACGCAUAUGACUCUCUGUCCUCAAUUCCCUUCAUAGAUGAACCCACCAGUCCUAGUACUGACCUACGGGCCUGCUAUGUACCAGCCUGCUCUGUGGUGUCCGGUUCCAAGGCCUCCACUGUGGCCAUCCUCACUUCCACCUCUGUCUCCCCCACCCUGUCCUCCAUCUCCUCCUUUGUCCGACCUCAUUGUCAGGACUGCAGCAGCAUUAAAGGUCGCCGCUCCUCUUACCUACUGGCCAUCACCACCGAGCGAUCCAAGUCCUGUGACGAGGGGCUCAACACCUUCAGGGAAGAAGGUCGAGUCUUCUCCAAACUACCAAAAAGGGUCAAGAGCUUUUUCACUGAUGGGUCUCUGGAGAGCCUGCGAGCUCAGGAGGAGGCCCGGUCCAAACGCCACUCCACCUCUGAACUGGGAACCAUCACUUUCAGUGACGUGCGCAAGGAGGGCUGGCUACACUACAAACAGAUCCUCACGGAGAAGGGCAAGAAAGUUGGCGGCGGCAUGCGGCCAUGGAAACGCGUCUUCUCCGUGCUCCGUUCCAAUUUGCUCUUCCUCUACAAGGACAAGCGAGAGGCGGUCCUUCACGGGGCGGGGGCGGGGCCCAACCAGGACGAGCACCCCCCGGUCAGCAUCCGCGGCUGCCUGAUCGACAUCGCCUACAGCGAAACCAAGCGUAAACACACCCUGCGGCUCACCACGCAGGACUUCUGCGAGUACCUGCUGCAGGCCGAGGACAGGGACGACAUGCUGGCCUGGAUCCGGGUGAUCAGGGAGAACAGCAAGACCGACAACGAGGAGAUCGGGUUCUCAAGACAAGCUCUCAUCAACAAGAAGCUGAAUGAUUACAGAAAACACAGUCUGACAGGUAACAAGCCAGAUUCCUCUCCCAGAGUCCACCGUAUGAUGCCUCCCUUCCUCCUGGCUAAGACUGACAACACCUUAGUGAACCGCACCUCCAGAGCAGAUGACUGCAAGGCAUUGUGGGGCAUCAACAUCAUGAAGAAAGCUAAGAAGACAAGCAGUCCAAAGGCUUUCGGUGUGCGACUGGAGGACUGUCAGCCCGCCGUCAACCAUAAAUUUGUCCCCCUGACAGUGGAGAUGUGCUGUGGCAUGGUGGAGGCGACGGGUCUGGAGUACACCGGCAUCUACCGGGUGCCCGGGAACAACGCCAUGGUGUCCAACCUGCAGGAGCAUCUCAACAAGGGCAUGGACAUCAACACGGCUGAGGAGAGAUGGCAGGACCUGAAUGUGAUCAGCAGCCUGCUUAAGUCAUUCUUCAGAAAACUGCCCGAGCCUGUGUUUACUGACGACAAAUACAUUGAUUUCAUUGAUGCCAACCGAAUAGAAAACACAGAGGACCGGCUGAAGACCAUGAAAAAACUGAUCCAUGACCUCCCUGAUCACUAUCACCACACUCUCAAGUUCCUGGUGGGUCACCUUAAGAAGGUGGCAGAUAACUCUGACAAGAAUAAGAUGGAGCCAAGAAACUUAGCUCUGGUGUUUGGUCCCACUCUGGUGAGGACGUCAGAGGACAACAUGACCGACAUGGUCACUCACAUGCCCGAUCGCUACAAAAUAGUGGAGACACUAAUCCUGCACUGUGACUGGUUCUUCACUGACGGAGAGUUUGAUAAGGAAGAGAAGGCCCCAGAGGAUAAGCGGGACAUGCAGCCUGUGCCCAACAUUGACCAUCUGCUGUCCAACAUCGGCAGGCCGGGCAUGCCAGGAGAGGCAUCUGAUUCCACUACCAGUGAUUCACUUAAGUCCAAGUAUUCUUCAAACCCAAAGAAAGAUCGGAACGCCAGGGACUUAAUGCCCAAGUCCAUCAUCACUGCAGUUGCCCGAAAACGUAAAAAAUGCCUCAGUACCUACUUGCCCGGCAGCAGCGCCGAUGAGGACUCCGAGCAUGAGCCAGUCAAAGCCAGUAACUGCAGGGGAGGAGAAGGAGGAGAAGAAGAGGAGAGAGGGGAAGAAGAGGAAGUCAAGGGAGAACAUAUUUCCAAAAAAGAAAAAUGGGAUGAAAAGGAAAAUGGGGUGAAAAAUGGAGAAAAAGCAGCAGAAAAAGAUUCAUUGGUAGAGAGAGAAGGGGCUGGAAAGGAGGUGGGGAGGGAAAUAGGCAAUGGCACAAAGAAUUCCGAAAGUGAGAGCAGACAGACAAUGACCUUGCCGCGAACCCAACUGCAGCUUCGUAACAAGCAUCUCCACUCACAACACCAAAUCCAUGCCAGACACCCAAGGCCCUCAUCUAUGAUAAAUCCUCCUUCCCACUUUAGAGCUGACAAUCUGGCAGCAGGACGUCCAACAGUCCCUUUCUGGAUCUCCCCCACCAGGCCUCCCAGCCUCUACCAUGCUUCCGGCUUUCAUGGGACCCAGCAGCCAGACUGGAACCAGCCACCAGCAGUCUGCUACAGGAAGACCAGAGGAGGGAGGACGAGGGCUAUUUCCAUGAAUCUGGAACUUGAGCUGGGCAGGAAUGAUGACAGAGUCAGAGGAUGUAGAGCGGAGAGGGUGGAGGUGAUCAGAGUCAUUGAAGGAGCACCAGGUCAGCAUGGAUAUGUCGGGGUUCCUCAGGGAUCAAUUGCUGGCCCCAGGUUAAGGCCGCAAGUAGAUACCCUCCCUCGUCUGCCCCACAGGGCUCCCCCUCUCUCCUCUUCUUCAUCUGGAUGGAUCGAUCAAAACUCCCCAGGAUCCUCCUCUGUAGUCAUGAGGAGAUCGGCACUGGACCCACGGGACAAGAUGAGAGCGCGGCGUCGUCAUACAGUGGUAGUUUAACCUGACUGUUUCACCCAUUAAUGCUUUACCAAGUACUUCCCAUUUACUCACCAACACUGGAUCACCUGUGUCACUGUUACUAAAACCGUCCGUCAUGUUACUCAGUGGUCUCAAAACGCUUCCCUCUUGGAUUUCUGCUGGCAGUAAAGUUGGAGAAGGAAUCCCGUGGUUUAGGAAUUCUUUCGACACUGUGAGCAGCUUUGACGUUUCGUUUAUGUAGCUGGUGGUGAACUAAUAGCUAACAGGCUAACCAGCUGGCAACAUGCUAGCAUUAAUCAGUCAGCAUAUUUCUCUGAGCUAAAUCGCUUGUUAUUUCACUGUUCGGUGUACUGUUAACAAGAUACCAGUUUAAAACCAUCUGCGAGACAUUCCCCUUCCGUGAAAUGUUUUGCUCUUGCAGAAUAGGUUGAAUAAAAAUUGCAACAGGUCCAAUCUAUGAAGAUCAUCAGACUCCCACAUAACCGCCCCAAAUAAAACUUGGUUUAGGAUAAUCGAAGAAAAAAAUCACAAAAACAAGGUAUGGAUGGUAAGGUUUGUAUUUUAUCUUCAAAGAUGAUUUGAUUCACACUUUAUUUUUUUUCUAAAAUCAAACUCAAGUUAUGGCAGGAGGUAAUUGAACUAAAAUGAUAAUUAUAUCAUCAACGCUAUUAUCCCUUUAAGUGUUAAAAAUUGUUUGGAUAAAGUUUGUAGAAAAUUAAAUAAAUCCUGGUGAGAAUUGGUGCAGUCAUUGUUUUACAGUGUCAAAGUAAAGGACCUUCAUCUCCUAAACAUAGGGACUUUAACAUAUAUUUCUAAAGCUUUGGGAAUCAGCUCCUUCGAAUGUCAACUUAAUGAACGAUGAUUAUAAAGAUGGUGUAAAAGCUGAGACAAACCAAGACACACAAUACAUUUGAACUUCCAGCUAAAUCUUCACCAGCAAACUACAGAGCACAGUCAUCAGCCAUGUUUUUCAUUUUCAACUGCGCUGUACAUAUGUUGGCGCCCCCUCCACCCUCCCACCUCCCACUAGUUUUCACUAAUGAUGUCUUCGUUGGGCAAAUAUCACAGUGCACUGAUGCAGUUUCAGUUCACUUCUCUGCCUUUUACGAGCUCUUUCCAAGUCCUCCUGUGGAUCUACAGCGAACGUCAGUGAUCAGUGGGAGCAAAAAGCGAACUCACUUUCUGGAUGAUGUGACGUGGGCAUUACGUCGAAGCUUCCAUGGACUAAAACAAUGCAUGCAUGGGGUUAUUGACAUAUCAAAAUAUGCAAAGCCUAAGUGUUCAACACAAGCCUGUUGUUCUUCCCUCUGUGUGUGUGGGUGUAUGCGUGUGUUCGGAGAGCGAUGUCAGAGUUUUGAGGAUACUGACGUCUAUUUCGUCAGAGGAACUAAGUGUUUGAGGCAGCUAUGUCAAGUUAUGCCAAAAUCCUUGUUGUUUCUAUUUGGGUAAUUGUACAGUGUGAGCAGUACGGAGACGUACUGAGGCGAGAAAAGUGUUACUCCAGUUGAUACAUUAUAUCAGUGUUAUAAGGACAGCAUUGUCAUGGGAGCAGAUGAUCGUGAACCAGUAACCUCUUUAAAUCCCAAACCACAGAGUCUUACCUGGGUGAUAUUUUUGCAUUUUUCCUUUUCACAUUUUCAGUGUUCUACUCUUUUCCCAGAACCUCUGUAAAAACAGACGUGUACUUUAUGUACGUGGGUGACUGUGCGUGGACCAAUUUUGUAACAGUUGUACAAAGCCUUGUUAACUUAACCUGUGUAUAUAAAUAUUAUACUUAAUAUAUUAAAUUAUUUGUUUUGGAAA
Molecule: messenger RNA, 7787 nt
Organism: Hippoglossus stenolepis (Pacific halibut)
Lineage: Eukaryota; Metazoa; Chordata; Actinopteri; Pleuronectiformes; Pleuronectidae
Product: rho GTPase-activating protein 23
Exons: 24
Coding region: 1149-6005 (1618 amino acids)
Biological process (GO): signal transduction
Molecular function (GO): protein binding
Source: RefSeq, a predicted model, not a curated record